AAUGAAUUCCGCGAUCGACUCGCACUUGCACUCCAUUCUUUUCUAUGGCUGAAAACCUGAAACCGUCGAAUGAUCGCGAACUUUUCGAUACCUUUUUCCCAGGACUGGUUGAUGACAUUGUGAAAGAAUGUGAAAAUGACAGAGAAAUAGGGGAUGCCGUGCGUCAUAUUCGAGAGGUAAUAUGAACUGCCGUUUGACACUGCUUGUAAGCAUAAAUCAGUGUAAAGAUAGCUUUCAUUACUGCUGUAGUUACUGUCAGUUUAUUUUAUGCUCAGUUUAAAACGUAUCAACUCCUAUCGUGGUGGUGAGUAAGGCUAGCGCUUACUAUCUAGAUGAGAAAAGGGGAGAUAAAAAUUAUGUUUAUAUUCGUGAUAUGGGCCGGCCGGCAUAUUAUAAUUGGGUCCGGACGAACACAGGCAGCCCAACUGCGUAAAGCACCGCUAGGGACCUUCUAAGUUAAUUUAUUAUCUGUAGAAUUUGGAAACGAUUUCCACGGAGAUUUCCAUACAGUCCCAUACAUUUAUUAUUCAUGAAUAUUGCUGCAUGCGUGUUAUAAUAAAUUUAUGGAGUUGUACGGAAAUCUUACCUUUAAGGUUUUAUUUACCAUAAAUCCUCUAUUAAGCCCCCCAGGGGGCUUAUUUAUUUCAAGACUAUUUGAGGGAGGGGCUAAAUGGAGAUGGGGAGCUUACUUUAGAGGGAUGGGGGGGGGGGGGGAGUUACAAAGCAAAUUUUUAUAGCAGCUAAAAAGUAGAUUUUAUAAAAAUUAUGUUUAUAUUCGUGAUAUGGGCCGGCCGGCAUAUUAUAAUUGGGUCCGGACGAACACAGGCAGCCCAACUGCGUAAAGCACCGCUAGGGACCUUCUAAGUUAAUUUAUUAUCUGUAGAAUUUGGAAACGAUUUCCACGGAGAUUUCCAUACAGUCCCAUACAUUUAUUAUUCAUGAAUAUUGCUGCAUGCGUGUUAUAAUAAAUUUAUGGAGUUGUACGGAAAUCUUACCUUUAAGGUUUUAUUUACCAUAAAUCCUCUAUUAAGCCCCCCAGGGGGCUUAUUUAUUUCAAGACUAUUUGAGGGAGGGGCUAAAUGGAGAUGGGGAGCUUACUUUAGAGGGAUGGGGGGGGGGGNUGCAGGUAAAGAAAGUGACUUAUUUUGGGCUAUUUUGCUAUCUGAACAAUCAUUGUCUCAGAAAAGACACCAUUUUAAUGUUCGUGAUUUCCUUGAGAGAUGAAUUCACAUUUAACUAAUCAGUCCGGAAUAUCCCUAAAUUUAAGGACAGGGCCAACUGGUCACGUGCCACUUUUUAACCAAUGAGAUGGCACGCCUGUGUUUAUCAACAAAUAUCAAAACAUCGCCCCAGUGAUCAAAAAUUUUCAAAACAACGGACGGAGUCGGACAGAAUUAAAGAUGAGCUUACAGUACUCGUCUAGGUUUCACAUUUAAUAUUUCAAAGAAAACAUGUCAUGUAAGAGAAUAAGAGCAUUAAUCAUUGCAAGGAAUGCGAACUGAUUCCGGACCGAUCGGAUCGAGGUCUUGGCUUCACUGGCAUGGCUUGCAAGAUUUUUGAUAGAAGCAAACUCGUCCCGUGUAAAUUUAGCCUUAGAGAGAGUGUGAAAAUUUGUUGCAAUCGUACAAAACAGCAUUGGCACUACCUAUUAACUUCUACAGGACAAGAAUCAAAGAACCAGUCAUCAUAACAAGAAUAGAAAGUAGUUCAAAUUUAUUAAUUUUUCUUGUUUGUUUUUUUUGUGUUGUUUCGUGUUGACUUCACGCAUCUGGUGCUUUCUUUGCUCGCUGUAGUACCUGCAAUGUUUUAAUUGUAUCCCAAAUAAUCAGUGCAUGUUCAAUGAGUAGCGAAAUACAGCCUUUACAAUUGAGAUUUGCCUUGUUUCUUUGAUUGUUUUUUAACGGCGGAUGAACAUUUGGAGAAUCCAACUACAUUAAAUCUUUCCAGAUUAGUGAAUUUCAGAAACAAAGCGGUUAGUAUCUACCUUGCGCUUAUGAUCUUCAAUUUCGUCCCCGCAAAUUCGGCAAAGUGAGGCGAGAUGUUGGACGUGAAUAUCCAUAAGACUAAUAAAGUUGUUUUGGCCUUGAAAAAAAAGGCAAAGGCUCGUACUAAUGCGAAGAAAAGUAAUAACACGGCUUUUGUGAGAAACCCGGGAGUGGAAAACGUACGUGUUUCUAGGUUGUCUGCCACCCCCACAUUCAACAUGAUAAAAGUUAAGCGAUAUGACAAUCGAGGAAAAAUAUCUAGAACUUCGUAAAAAAAUCUGUGAAUCGAAAAAAUAAUAGAUACUUGUUCACCUACCUUGAAAGCCGACCAAAAUCUCUCCUGUACAUCGCGUUGUUUAAAAGAUAAAAGAAGAAUAAGCCACAAAAUGUGCUGAAUAUUUCACGAGACACUUCCAAUAUGGCUUCCGAUACGCUGUCCACUUAAAAAAAUUGUGUAUGCCUCAUGAAAAGUCUUAAAAAUAUGCCUGAGAACCUCGAAACGAUGACUGAUUCUGCCCGACUUCGUCCAUUGUUUUGAAAAUUUUUGAUCACUGGGGCGAUGUUUUGAUUUGUUUGUUGAUAAACACAAGCGCGCCUUCUCAUUGGUUGAAAAGUGUCGCGUGACCAGUUGGCCCUGUCCUGAAACUUAGGGAUAUUCCGGACUGCUAAUAGUAAAACUCAGCGACAGAUCUUUCUGUUGGUUUCUGGCCACCAUAUUGUUACCCGUCCAGUUGGUCACCAAUGUAGCAUCUCCAUAUAAAGCUCUAUAAAUUUGGGGGAAUCGAUAGGAAACAUUAAUCUGUGAAUUUGUUUUUCAUUUACCAAUUUUAGGAGCAAAUUUUGGGAAUUCACAUUCUUGACAUGUUAAAAGUUUCAAUAUUAAUUUUUUUUGAAGUGAAAUCAUUUUGCAAAGGAAUAUACAUGUAAAACACCCACUCUUUAGGCUACUGCACAAACGGGAUCUUUUUUUUUUGAAAAAAAAAAAUCAGAACUUGAUUUAUUUUGAAUAGAUACAACUGCCAAAACACCCACAGCCUUGCCCUCCUAGCAGUUUUUUUUGGCACAGUGUUUGUAGUGUUUAGGAAGUCUUUCAUGUAGCUGAUAUUUGCGUAAAUGCUAAAAUCUAUGCGGCAAACAAACCCUUCUAAGCAGGGUACCACAUCCUUUCUCCUGGAAAAACAAACGCAGUGUUAGUCAUUCUUUUCUGUCCAACCUCUUAUGAUUCAUGAUAAUGGAACAAACCUAAUACUGGCCUUUGACUUCUGUUCAUAUUUCAGGUGCUAGAGUAUAAUGUCCCUGGAGGUAUGUAGAAACUAUGAGUUUUAACUUUCUCAAACUUCUUGAUGUAUAUUAUUUGGGAUCUGUGAUGUAAAAAAAAAGGUUUUCUUAUUUUUAACAAGGGUCGAAAACAUAUGGGCUUGAUGAGCAAAUUGAAUGGAUGUCAGGUUUGGAAGCAAAACUGCAGACAAUACGAUGUGCUUUAUUUUGGGCUUCUCUGAUCUCUUUACAGUGUUCUAGAGCAACAGUUCACCACUAACAGUUUUCCUUUGCAAACGUUUUUUUGUAUUUCUGUGUCAUGUAAAAGCAUACUACUUUGUUAACCAUGUAAAGCAAUGUAUUGUAAUGGACUGUAUUCCUUUGGGACGAUCUUUAUCAGUGACACUCUACUGGGACCAUGAUGGUGCAUCAAAUGAACUGAUAAAUCCUUUCCCGGAAUGGAUUCAUUGAUUCCUUUGAUGUGCUACGAUCCAAGUGAUCCUGAUCCUUAUCAUCUCAAUGGAAUGCACUCAUUGUAAGUUUCUUUUAAUGGGUAACAUUCCACACAUCACAAUUAGAGACUGUUUAAUUGAUACCUCUGCCUACACGUACAUGUUACUAAAGCCAAACCUCAAUUUAUACCCUCUCUGAAACAGCACUCUGGAUAAUGAUCAGGACAUUGGGACUAACUACAGAGAUACCAAACUCUGGAGUUCUAAAAUCUAGACUUUUCUAUUUAUUUUUUUCUACAGUCUCCUACUUUUAUUUACUAACACAGCCUUGGCAGAUCCAGUACGUAUGCCAGAAAAAGGCAUGAUUGUAAAUUGGGAAAGGGUACGGAAAAAUUACUCCAGCCAAGUCAAGUAAUAGAUAGCACAUUAAUUUGGUACUCUACAUAUGGCCAGCCAAUUGAUAGGUAUUUAAUGAGGAAGGCCUUUUAGCACUUUUCACAAACUUGAAGCUGUGAAAUCCAGGGUGUCUAGCAUAGAAUUUGUAUAAAAAACUGGAAAGAUUUCCAAGUCACCUAAGAGCAAGGUGUCAGGAGUCACUGGGAGCUGCUAGAGCACAGUUCUGUUAGAUACUUGACGUGUACUAAUCAAUGUAUUAAAGUCUUUUUCUAAUAAUUUCACAUUAUAGGGAAAAGGAAUCGUGGUCUCUCUGUGGUUGCCUCCUUGCGUCAACUUAUAAGCCCUGAUAAUCUGACCAAAGAGGAUGUAAGAACUGCAGUUAUACUUGGAUGGUGUGUUGAGUGGGUAAGUAAAAUGUCAAAACUCAUUUGCCUGAUUUUUUUCAUGAGUAUAAACUACUUCAUUGCCAUCUGUUGAACAAAAGCUUUUCAACGUGUUGAUGUUCAGGGCAGUCAUUAAGAGCCCUGGCUACUAUGAAUGUGGUCCCAGGCUACUUUCAUUGGAAUAUAGAAGAAAAAUAGAACCAAAAGAAAUCCCUAGCUGUCUGAUUCCCUGCCUACUUGUUGUAUUUACGCGGCAAGUGGAAAUCUUAGUGACAACCCUGGAUGUUGAUGUUGGUUUUUUAUUGCCAAAAACCAUUUAAAAUAGUUACAGUUGACUCUCGAUCUUUAAAAAUACACCUGGGUUUAAAAUUAACUCCAGUGCUUGGUGGCCAAUCAGGAAAGUUCCUUGAAGUCUUAGUGGUCUGGGCAAGAAUAAAGUGGCCCUUGAUGUCUUGUUUAACAUUUCAAUACUGUUUUUGAAGUGGUGCAUGUGCAAAAAAAGUGCAUUUUCAUGGAAAAAUGGGGCAUCUUCAUGGAACCAAAAAAUUGGUGCAGAUGGUUUCCAAUGACUUUGGGCACGGAAUCAAGAAAUUGUUUUCCAUGGGAUUUAAUUGAAAUCCUAGGGCUUGAUGGCACAUUGUCUGCUCACAUCAUGUGCUCUGAUGAUUAUAAUAUAUUAAAAUGAUGGUUAUAUUUGUUAGUUGGAAGCAUGUGUGGCUGUGCGGUCAACAUCUCAAACUCUGGGUCUCAAUCUGGAGGUCCAGGAUAAUUUCAAGCCUGGCCCAUCAGGUUGUUUCCUUAGACAAGGAACUUUAUUCUACUUUGUCUGUCUUCACCCAGGUGUAUAAAAGGGCACUGUGACAUACUGCAAGGGGUGGGGGAAAAGCAAUGCUCUAGGCAUGUUUCAUGUUAAGGAAUCUGGAAUAAGCUCCAGCCGUUUGGGCCUGUGGCUUGUGUGCACCUAACUUUUUUUUAACCUUAUAUUUUUUAGUUACAAGCAUUCUUUUUGGUUGCUGAUGACAUCAUGGAUGAAUCACUGACAAGGAGAGGCAAGCCAUGCUGGUACAGAAAGGUGACAGAUUAGAUUUUUAAUUCAUGAGAAUCAUUCUAAAAUUAUUACAAUAAAAUUAUUAUGCUAUAAUGCAGCUGAUAAUUAUAUUUUGCUUUAUGUUAAAAUUAAGGUGAAAGCAAGACAAAUCACAUUUAACACAAUUUACUUGUGUCCAAAAUUAGUGUGCUGGCCGGGGCAUAAGAAAUUCCAGUGGUUCGAGCCAUUCCUUUCUGGAAAGCUUAAAAAAUUAUAGGCUGUGGUUUGAGGCAAUGCAAUAGAAUUAUAUUGCAGAACCUCAUUUAAAAAAAAUACAAUGUAGUUGUAAAAAAUUAUCAACUAAAAUUUUCCUAGCUAUUUUCAUUGUUGUAGCAACAUUUGAAAGAAUUAUUUUGAAUCCAUGAUUUUGUUCUGUAUUUUCUGUUUACUAGACUGGAGUUGGCAGUAUUGCUAUAAAUGACUCUUUUCUCAUAGAAGCAACUAUUUACAAACUGCUUAAGAAGCAUUUGCGUCAGAAACCGUACUAUGUUGAUGUGUUGGAUUUGUUUCAUGAGGUAUAUGAUAUCUCAGUGGCAUUUAUUUAUUUAUUUAUAACUUUCAUUAGUGAGGCCCUCUUAGGGACGUUAGAAUACGAAAUUGUCUGUACUUGGAAUUUCAAAACCUGUCAUUUCGCUUAUUGAGGAGGAACUAAGCCAUGCCACUGUUAUUUAAUUUUUAUCAUUGUAUUGUGAUUUUCUCUGUCACUGUCACAGUUUCAAACCAUCUUUGUGUCACUUGUCACUAUUUCUGCUGUCCUGUGUCGCUGUUUCAAGCCAUGUUGGUUUCCAGGUUAUAAUCUUUUAUGUGACUGUACAAUGCAGUCGUUAUGUUGGCCCUCAAAUGACCUGCUCAUCACCAGAGUUCUCAGUAGCUCAGUAGUUAGAGCAUCUGAUUAGUGUCUGUAGGGCCAUGGGUCCAAUUCCCAUCCUGAACUCAGAAAUUUUUUCUGAGUUCUUUUCUCCACGCAAUUCUUCCUUUUUACUAUUCAUUGUUCAGAGAGUAUUUACAUGACUGUGUGAUGCAGAUAAUUCAUUUGUUCAUUUUGCAUAAUGCGAUUGUGCAAUGCGGUUAUUCAGUCAGUUUACUAAUAAACAGUGCUCAUUUCUAGAGUUCUCAGUAGCUCAUUAUAUUUUGUUAGAGCAUCUGACUAGUGUCUGGAAGGUGGUGGUUUCAAUUCAGAAAACUCAGAAAAAGUUUCUGAUUUCUUUCGUCUAUACAUAUUCUGUUUAGUAUUACCAUUAGUUAGCACUCAAUAUCUUUGUUUUAUAAUAGAUUCAUUUAUUUCCUAAAUUAUCUCUAUGAUAUAAAUGUAGGUUACGUAUCAAACUGCAACAGGACAAACAUUGGACUUAAUGACUCAGCCUGGAAAAAAUUUUGAGAACUUUACAUUAGAGAGGUAUGUACACACACAUAUGGCCCUGCGAGCAGAGGUUUCUCUCUUGUGUGGCUUUAUUAAGCAUUUACAAAGUCAUUCAGGUGGCUUGUCUUUUGCAUGGUUAGUUUAUUUAUGGGGAGUUGCCGAGGAAAACUCAAAUUACCAUGAAGUACAUGUACGUGUAUGAAAAAUUGGUGGUAAAUAACAGUGAGGGCCCCACAUAGGGUUGGUAGAAUGCAGGAUUAGCCUUUUUUUGCUACCACAUGUGGUAUGACAGAAUAUUUGAGGGUUGGAUGCAGAAUAGUUAGGAAGAGGGGGGAAGCUGGAACUAGAAUUUUGUCACUCUGUGGACAAGAUGGGGGAAUUUUUGGGGUUUUUUUCUGGGCAGGAAAUGGAAUGGAUGAUGACAAUUAAUGCUCUCCAAUAUUUCACUAUUCUGUGUCGAAAUACUAGUCUGAAGGGCCUAUGUUGUGGUUUAUAAGCUCUUCUCUGUUAAACGUUUGUUUGGUUCCUCAACACUAUGCAACAGCUUUGUGCCAUCAACAAAUGACUGAUUUGUAAUGCUAACCUAACCCCUUAAAAUUUCCGCGUCACAUGCUAAAAGACACUAAAAAACAUGCUAAAAACACUACAAAAAAAGAUUUUUAGAAGCAGGAUCAGGUUGAGAUGUUUAAGGCAAGCAAAAUGGUAGGACAAUUAAACAUUGGUAAGACAUUAAUAGUUUGGAGGCUAUCGUCAGACCUAAUUGAUUUUAGGUUUUUGUCUUGUCUGUUCACUGUUUUAGAUACAAAGCAAUUGUGAAAUUCAAGACUGCAUUUUAUUCUUUUUAUUUGCCAGUGGCCUUGGCAAUGUAUAUGGUAAGUGUUUGUAUGGUUUCUUUUGCCUGUAUAAAAUUUUAAACCUAUUGCAACCUGGCCUGGACAUAGGAUAUCGUCAGUAGACACAGCAAGAUCUUAAGUUGAACCUUUUAAUAUUGACACCUCUUUGGUAUAGAUGUCUCUCUAGUACAGAGAGUUAUUUCAGUCCCAAAUAUUGUAAACUUCAAUCUCUACCUGACGGGCCAGGCUUGAAUCCUGGACCUCCACCCGGAGUUUGAGGUGUUGACCGCUCAGCCACACAUGCCUCCAACUAACAAAUGUUUAAGCAAUAGAAAACGUUUUCCGUGUUUGCAUAGCCUGAUACAAACACGAGAGGGGUUGGGAGAAUUUGAGACAGUUAUGCAAACCCGGGACGAAGUCGAGGGUUUGCAAACAUUCCUACCCCUAAACUUGAUGGUCAUAAAUUGCGGUAAGAUACUAAUGUUAAAGUGACAUGCCGUAAAAUUUCGAAAAUAACCCCCUCCAAAUAAAAGCCCCUCAAAUUCGUAAUGCAAAAAACCCUCCGUUAAAUCGCCCCUCCGAAUAUAAGCCCUCGGGGGCUUGUACUUGGAAUUUGCCCUCAACUACAACUUAAAACAAAGCAAAAACGUAAUUUUUUUUAAUUUGCCAAAGGACUAUGGUCAACUAUUACUUGUGCCAAAUGAUUGCACGCGUCAGAAAGUGUCACAGUUUAUUGCUGUUGCGUCCAUAUAGAUAAAGUACUUGCAUGGCUGAGUUUUAGAAAGAUCUACAUCCUCAAGGCGAGUUUCAGUAAAAACUUUGUGCAUAUUACUGAGUGACAUAAAUUUCCUUCCAGCUAUAAGCUAGCCCAAUCGAUUUGAGGGGCAAAUUUUCUUGCAAGUAUGAGCCUAGCAGAUUUUGAAACGCAAAUUUCUCAAGCCCCUCGAAAAGGGCCUUUGAAAAAUAUAAGCCUUGGGGCUUGAUUCGGAAUUUUACGGUAUCUGAAUGCGAUAUUCAGUUUUAACUUUCACUAAACAAUUUGUUGCACACAUGUUUUUGUUUGUAGAAAUAACUGAACUUUUUAUUGCCUUAACGUUAAAAAAAUAUCAAUGUACAUACCCUUACUUGUUAAUUUAUAAUUAUAAUGAUAUAAAAGAUCCUUGAAAGGUUAUUAAAGCCCUUCGCUGCCUCCCAUUUGCUCCCAUUCCAGAACCACUAAAAAUGUAUAAGCUCCAAGGUGGUUAAAUACAUGGCAGUUGUUCAUGAUGUGUUCCACUUCCUCUUGUCGGAGCCAUGAGUUUGAAUCGUAUAAAUAAAGGACAAAGUUUUUUUUUGCCUCAUUUCCAUAACAUUGCAUUGAAUGUAUAACAAUCUUACUCAAUUUUGCAAUUUCGUUUUUUUUUGUUACUUUUUGAUUGUGUAGGCUGGUAUAAAGGACGCACAGUCUCAUGAGAAUGCAAGGGAAAUUUUGCUGGUCAUGGGGGAAUUUUUUCAAAUACAGGUAUGAGGGCAUUAUUCAUGACUUUAUAGCGUUUUCUCUGUUUUUCCAGCUUUUUUGAGGCCAGUUUUUCUUUAAUUCUGUGAUGUGUUUAUGUGCACUGCACAUCGAUGUCAAUAGGCCACCUCCGAGUUCAUAAACCCUCACUUUCAGAAUGAGGCCAAGUACACAACCUUUCUUCUGAAAAUGAGGUUUAUUUGCAUGAGAAUGAAAAAUCAUUUCCAUAUCAAAGGCUGAGCACUUACCCUCGUUUUGAUACAGAGGCCCGGAUGAACUCGAAUUUCAUUUUUUUGUGUGCACAGGAUGACUACCUAGAUUGCUAUGGUGACCCUGCAGUAACAGGUAAAGUAGGAACAGAUAUUGAAGAGAACAAGUGUUCAUGGCUUGUGGUGCAGGCAAUUCAGAGAAUUACCACAGAACAAAUGGAAAUGUUAAAGGUAUGAAUCAUGUUAUACUCCUGUAGUCUGUGAAAGUAGUUUCAUUUUCCUGAAGCUGAAAGGCUGAAGAAAUUCUGCUCAUAUCCUCUACUGCAUUGUAAAAGCCACGCUUAGUCAUUAGGGAGCUUUAGCAACAACAACGGCGACGGCUACGAAAACGUCACUUUAAAAGCAAAGUUUCACUGCUUUAAACUUUAUCGCGCUUAUUCCAUCAACUUGUGAAAUGUCGGCAAUUUUUUUUCUGGGGUUGCAUGGAUUCUAAAAGACUGCAUCGAAGUUCAGGAAAAGAAAAAGAAAGUCGUUGUCUUGUGUUCACGUCCUCCACAAAACGUGAAAUUAGGCAUGUUCACGUCGUAGUCGUGCAGUGACGGCAAAGAAAUGUACAAAAAAGCGUGAUGCACGUGCAAAGUCGUUGUUUUGCCGAUCUUAACCUAUUGCUUUUUUGCCGUUCUCGUUUGACGUUGCCGUUGUCGGUGCUUAUUAGGGACCUUACGAUCCGACAACGGCGACGUCUAUGAAAACGUCACUGAGAAAUAGACUCCGCAUCCUUUCAAACCAUUUCGCGAUUUUCCCAAAUCGUCCUGUUACUUAAAGGUGAUGUUACACCGGUCGAUUCGCAACGACGAUUUUUAGCGCAACACAGCGUUGCAAUGUUGGAACAAUGUUGUAACCAAUCAAAACAAUGUUACAACGCUGUUUUGUGCUAAACUGCGAAUCGUCUCGUGUAACAUUACCUGAAAAGAAGGGAAUUUAGAUUGGAACUGAAGAGAGGGGGCCGCGCCCGAGUUCAGCCUGAGAUGGUAGAAUUUAUCGCCUUGCCGUUCCCGUCCUCGAAAAAACUUAAAUUUGGUCAUUUCAUGUCGUAGUUGUGCAGAGACGGCAAAGAAAUGUCAAAAAAGCGCGAUGCAUGUGCAGAGUUUUUUUUUUAGCUUACUAAACCUAUUGCUUUUUGACGUUGCUUUUGCGGUCGCCGUUGUCGCCAUAGUUUGGUAAGGUCCCUAUUGCCUACUCCACCCUCCCUUAACAUGCAUAUUGAUGAACACAAUCAAUUGGUGAAAAAGUGCAACAUUAUUGUGAAAUGUGUCUUAAAACCGCUUCUUUGUGCCCUCAUUACCAGGUUUGUACAUGUAGUUACAAUUUGAUCAAGAAAAAUUCUGGAUUCGAACUUGAAAAUAUUGGGCCAACGUUUUCGAUUUCUGAUGCUAUGCGUGGAAAAAUCAUCAAGAAAUGGUUAUGGUUUCUGCUCCGUGAUAAAAUUUGUUUGCUAACGUCUUCAUAACUCUUCAUUGACAAUUUUUUGUAAAGCAAUGUCUUCGUCACAUAGCGACUUAAAAUUGCCCAUUCAUAACUUGGCGUAGGUAAUCACUGUGUAGUGGUUAUAAUAAAAAGGUUGUUGUCAUUUUCCACAAAAUUUCCUUUUGUUUUAUCCAUAUCUUUUUAGAACAACUAUGGAGUUAAGAGUCAAGAGGCAUCCACAAGAGUUAAGGAAUUAUACAAUGAACUGAACUUGAAGAAAGUUUAUCAGGACUACGAAGAGGAAAGCUACAAAAGCAUUCUUGAACUCAUAUCGCAAAAGUCUGGGAACCUCCCCAAAGAAGUGUUCUUGGAAUUUGUGAAAAAAAUAUACAAGCGAGAAAAAUGAUAAAUAACUGUGGAACAUUGUUUAGGAUUAGCAAUCUAACGCAACGAUUUUGAACUAACUAUUAUCUGCCAAAACGCGUCGUUAAGAUCGUUGACAAGUGUUUUUUUUUUUAAUUGCGACCAGCUUAAGGCCAUCUGUACACUGUGCAAUAUUGCGACAAUAUUUCUCGCAAAAAAAAAAACGAAGAAUCCCUUUUUUACUUGAACUCUGUGCGCAUCACAUUUCAUGUUACAACUACCAUUUUCAACUUUGGGUACAUUUUCAAUCUUCGGUCAGUCAAAUUUUUUUCAUAUUCAAAAAUUAGCCGCUGGUUUAAAGCGUCAUGAUACUUCUGUUGCUCGCAUGGUAACCGCUCAGCAAAUGUUGCUAGCAAUGUUGUGCGCAAUAUUGUAGGCAAUGUUGCACUAUGUGUCCGACCCUUUAUUGGGUACUGUUACAGAUUCAUGUGAAUACGGGUCAUUAUGAGACGAAUAAUCAUGAUAAUAACAGAAAUAUAACCUGGUAGUUCGAAAGGAAGAAAAAAGCAAACCUCUGAGACAAGGGGUGAAUAAAAAUAUAUUACUAUCGAAAUCUUAUAACUUCUUA
Messenger RNA from Porites evermanni, 11915 nucleotides. The record is from the annotation of a GenBank genome assembly. NCBI's taxonomy places the organism in Eukaryota, Metazoa, Cnidaria, Anthozoa, Scleractinia, Poritidae.